CAUGCAUACUUAAUGUUUAGAAUUUAAACAAGCUAGACAGAAUAUACAAGGAAAGAACAGCUCAGAUGACACAAGCACAAGUAAAUCAAAACGUCGUCAACAUACGUGGAGUACUUCUAGCACGGAUCUGUCGUCGUCAAGGGAAGAGGUUCCUUUGGAAACAGUGUCGAUGGAGAGUAAUAUUGGAACUAAUGACUGUCCAUUGACUGGCGGCAUAUCAUCUGUUCUUGGAGAUGGAUGUACUUCAGGAACUUCAGUUUUAAACUUAAAAGGAGACACUUUUAUUUUUGGGGACCAAAAAACAAUUAAAAUAGCAAGUGUAACUUACAACAUACGAAGAACUGAAGAGGAAGGAAAUAUACAACGGGAAGAGAACUUUCUAAAGCAGUUCAACGCUGUAGAAGAUCUAUUUGUAGAAACUAGAGGAUAUAUUGAUGCAGAGGAAAAACUCAAUAAAAACCAUCACGUGUUGAUUACUGGUUCAUCAGGUGAAGGGAAAUCGUUUAUAGCUAUGAAGCUUGUGAAUCAAAAGAUGUCUGAAGGGUACAGUUUAAGGGAAGUUGACAACAUUACACAGUGGAGAGAACUGGUUCAGUGGAGAAAGAAACAAGUUGUUUUGAUCGAUGAUUUAUUUGGGUUCACCUACUCUUCUGACAAGGAUGAUGAUAAUCAAAGACUGAUAACUCAUAUUGGUCUAAUUUUUGAUGAUGAAAUAAAAAAUGAAGACUGUUUGUUCGUUGUAAUGACAUGCAGAAAAAGUGUUUUGUCAAGAGUCUUGGAAUAUCUCAAGUCAAAUCAGUUACUUGAUAAAACCAACAUUGUUGACUUGUCGGAUGUCGGAUUAUUGCCAUCAGAACGUAUGGAAAUCCUCGACACGCAUCUAUUAAAAUAUAGAGCACAUAAAAAGAUUUUAGCUUUAGAGAAGCAGAAAAUAAUAGAUAGCAAUUGUCCAAUUGGCUAUCCGAAUUGUGUCCAUAUGUUUACAAAGAACGAUAAGCUUUUUGAUAAAGGUAGUGAAUUCUUUACAUCUCCCAUCGAAUAUGUUAGAAAAGAGAUACACCGAUUACAUAAGGCUGAUGCUGAUGUAUAUGCUCUUCUUGUAUUCUUACUUAUUAGGGAUGGAGAAAUCAAAGAAGUUACUCUUAACCGACUUUGUAGUGAAAGUGAUGAAUUUUAUCUACUUCAAAACAUUGUUCAUUUCCCAACUGUAAGACAGUUCACCACGCGCCUAAAAUCAGCAUUGAAAAGAGUUGAUGAUGCAUAUAUUUCACAAGAAGGCACAACGAUACAAUUUACACACUCUUGUGUUUUAGAGGCCGUUUGUCUGUCUUUCAGUGAAACAUUAGAGCACGAGGCAAUAAAAUGGCUUCCAUUUCGAUUCAUUGUUAAGCGUGUUCGAACUACUGAGUUUAAGAAAUCAAUUGAUGAUGAAGUUGUUACGAUACGAGAGGCCGAGUACGAAGAUCUUUCUGCAAGAUUUAUUGAAGAAAUCAAACGUGGGAACAUCAUUGAAGUUUGUAAACAUCAAGCGUUUGCAGUUCAACGGUUUGUGAACAGCUUCAUUGGUCUGUUGGAGAGCUUAAGAAGAGAUGAUAUAAACAGGCUUCGUUUUAUUUUACAAGUCACGGAACAGGAAAACCAUCAAUUGGCAUUGUUAAAUGGAUCUUUGUUAUACUGGGCUUCUUCUCUUAAUGCUUUUCAACUUUGCUUAUUGUUGCUUAGUCGCAAGUUCUAUGACUGUAUUGAGGACAAAUUUUGGGUUCGUAUACAAGCAUCAGCUGCAUUUGUACCAGCCUGCUGGUAUGGAUUCCCGUCUCAUAUGUUAAAGGGUUUAAUCAAUCUAAUGGCAGACGUUAAUAGUUCUAUCCACGAAAAAAGAGUAUCUCAAACUCAUUUCUGUGAUUGGUGUACGGUUCAUGACAGAGAAGGAAUGUCUGCUAUACAAGCGACGAUCUUUGGUGAGAACCUACGUAAAAAUGAAACAUUGUUGUUUUUACUUGAUUACAAAGCUAAGUUUAAAGCAAUUUCAAACCACAGACCAUUAGUGGGAGCAGUACUAAAUUUCGUGAAAGAUGGUAACAGUAUAUCAAAGUCAGACAACUCGUUGAAAGCUAUAAGAACUUUACUUGAUGGGGGAAUAGACGUCAACUGGAAAGAUGCACACGAAAGGACAGCAAUUUGGUACUCUGUCGUUUAUGACAAUAUUGAUAUUGCAAAAUUAUUGAUAUCGAAAUCUCAGAAUAUUACAACCCAGUCGUUGCUGCCUUUUGCAAAAAGUAUAGGUAUGGUUCAAUAUUUGGAAGAUCGAAAUAUCGAUCAAGAUUAUAAACAGACAGACGGGCAUGGUAAAACAUUGUUGCAUAGAGUGCAACAUGAUAGUUUAAUUCAGUAUUUCAUAGAUAAAGGUUGUUCCAUUAAGCAAAGAGAUAAAGACGGAAGAACUCCAAUUUUUUAUUCUAAUAGUGUGGCUAUAUGCAAGAAAAUGUUAGAAAUGGGCAAUUCAAUAAGAAUAGAAGAUUUUGAUGGCAAAACAGUCCUUCAUUUUAUAAAAAACAUCGAAAUAAUAGAAUUUAUUCUGCAGAGUUUUCCCGAGAAAGAAGUACAGAGAAUAUUAAACACAGCUGACAAAUGUAAUCGCACCCCAAUUUUUACUGCUACAUCUCUUGAAGUAAUUCAUUUGUUAAUAAAGUAUAAAGCAAACAUAAAUUAUCAAGUAAAGGAACACAGUAUUAGUGAACAAGGCUACAUGAUAACAGACGAUCAACCAGGAUUGAAAAUAUAUGUCAUACCUAGAGAUUCAAAACCGCUUAAGGCUUCUUCAAUUUACUGUGCUAAUUAUUUGAAGAGUCUUCCAAAUAUCUUCCCGAAUUUACAAGACGAUGACGUGGAAGAAAUGGACUUAUUAACAAGUACAUUAUGUCCAACAAUGUCAUCGGAAUCUUUGGAAACUAAUGUCAGCACACAAGUAACUAGAGAAAGCACGGAGUAUGGCAUAGAGUCGAGUGAAGAGGACACACGAAGGGAGCGAUACACAAUUGGUAUGAAACUUGCUUUAAACGGCAAAAUAACUGAGAAACUUGUUCGGGAUUUGAUUGACAGUGGGACCAAUUUCAGCCUUACAGAUGACGAAAAGAAUACAUUUUUACAUUAUAUGGUUUCACCAGAUCAUAAAAUUAAAGACACACCAAAGAUAGUCGACAUGGUUUUAAAAUCAAUGACAUCACAACAACGGAAACGUAUAGUAAAUCAACAUAACUCUUCUGGAAACACAGUACUGCAUUUAGCUUGCUCUUGCACAGAUGUUAAUAAGCUUCUCCAUUCUACAAGACAUUCACUUGUCAGUAUCUUGUUAAAUGCUGGUGCAGUAACAAACAUAGCAAACAAUAAUGGCGAAACGCCCUUACAUUGUCUAUUCAAAUGUACAUGCUCUGAAAAAUUAGAAAUCGGUAAACUGCUGAAGCAGAACUCACAGUUAGAUCUCCAAGUAUUCAUCGAAAACCGAUCCAAGGAAAUUCCACUCCAAAGACUAUGCUGUAUCCAGGACCAAUCAAAUCGUUUCACUAAAGAUGCUCAAAACGUAAUUGAAUUAUUGUACAAGGUUGACUUUCUUAAAGAAUUUUUCCUAAAAAAUAUCGAAUAUUUUUUGACGAAUUCUAACGUUUUGAUUAUUGAAACUGUAUAUCAGUGUUGUCAAGAACUAUUGCAAAACGAAAUAAAUUCGCUUGUCAAUGUAUGUUCUAGAGAUUCACAUAAAUUGAAUGUACAAACAUGGAUACUAUUGUCACUUAUUGAAACAGCAAACAAAAAAGAUUUGUUAGCAGAAAUGAACCUUCAUGGUGACGAUAGACAUAUCAUACUGACAAGUUGUAUUUCUAAAAUACACGAAAAACGCAGACGAAUUUCAGUAUUAAAUUUAUUACUGAAUAACAUAAAUGACAUCAAUGAAAAAGAUAGUGAAGGUAGACCUCUGAUUGUCAAUGCAUUAUUGGCAUGUCGAUACCAUAGAAACGAUAUGUAUAGAGUUAUUAAACUCUUUCUGAAAUUUGGUGCUGAUCCAAAUAUUGAGGAUAAGGAUGGAUUAUCCCCCUUCCACCACUGUAUUAUGUCAAGUGCAGGUGACGACUAUGUUUUAAAGUGCAUCAAACUUCUACAGGACAGCAAAGCAAACUUAGAAGUAGGUCGUCCAUUGAUUUUAGCUGCACAAGUAAACAGAUUACGAACAAGAACUGUAAGAUUUCUUCCAAAGAUUGUUUCUCCUGAUGAAAAAGACGAAACAGGAAAUGCCAUACAUCAUUUAGUUGUUUCCUAUUCUAAAUACAGUCAUAGUUUCCAAGUAUCAACAACAACUUUAACAGCGCUUGUUGAACGGGGUGUUGAUAUUAAUAUGUACAACGGUAAUGGCGAAACACCUUUGCAUGUUGCUAUGCGAUUACAUGUCCAACCCCACGCUGUUAUAGAAAUGCUCAGAAACGGCGCUGACGUAAACAGAGAAAAACGAGAAGCAGACAAUUCACUGGGAUCGGAACCAAUGGAAAUUAGCGAUUCUGUACAGGAAGAAGAAUUAUCUAUUGAUCAAAAUGGGAAAUCAUCCUUUCAGUACAUGCUAGUAUAUUAUAAACUUAACAGUCUUUCGGUUGUAAGGGAAAUGUUAAAAUACGGAGCAGACCCAUUCCAAAAAGAUACACAGGGACGAAAUUCAUUUCAUAUUAUCACUACUAUGAUGACACCGGAUUCGUUCAAAAUUCUGCUUUUACUUUUAAGUCAUUUUGAAUAUUCAGGGGGAGAUAAAAAUAUACAAGACAAAUUCGGUAAUACGCCAUUGCAUUACGCGUGUACAAUAGGAGAUAACGAUGAUGGAUAUUGUGCAUCCUUGCGUGUGGCUGUUAUCCGUAUUCUGAUAGCCCAAGGAUGGGACAUGAAUAUGAGUAACAGUCUUGGACAGACUCCGUUCCAUCUACUUGUUCAUCAAUAUCAUCAAUUUACUAACAACUUGAAACCCGAAACAGAAAGGUGUGUACACAACAUCGUAGCUAUUAUGAACAUUUUUCUUGCAAAACGCGUCGAUCUUUCAAGAAAAGACAGAGACGGAAAAUCCAUUAUUGAUUAUAUUGAUACCUGGAAGGUCAGUGAGUUGAAAAAUUUGGUGGAAAAUACUAAAAGACCAGAGGAUUUACUGCGAUCUUUCGAAUGUGUAUUCAGUGAAAGUCGUAACUGAUUGAGAGUAUUAUCUAAACACCAGCGUCACUUUUUAUAUUGGAAGCCUGCAAUAAGUAUUGAGAUUUCCAUAGUUGAUGAAAUAUUUUUCUCACAAAAAAAGACCAAGAUGUGAUUGCAUUCCCUAUACCGAACCUGCAACAUGUCGAUCUUUCAAGAAAAGAUAGAGACGGAAAAUCCGUUAUUGAUUUUAUUGAUACCUUGAAGGUCAGUGAGUUGAAAAAUUUGGUGGAAAAUACUAAAAGAACAACAAAAUACUGUGACAACGAUUGCACUCUUUUAGGAAAGUCUUUUGUUUUCCAUAGGCUCUAGAAUAGAUAGGCAAAAUAAUUGUUAGCAGUAGACAUGAAAGUGACUUAUUUAGUUUAAUAUGGAGGUUACCCAGUUGUUUAUUGUAUUAAAUAUAAAUAUGGCA
This is a messenger RNA of Mytilus californianus (California mussel), 5629 nucleotides long. RefSeq lists its product as uncharacterized. Gene Ontology annotation, biological process: protein localization to ciliary inversin compartment. The record is from RefSeq and is a predicted model, not a curated record. Gene Ontology annotation, molecular function: protein binding. The transcript has 5 exons. Lineage: Eukaryota; Metazoa; Mollusca; Bivalvia; Mytilida; Mytilidae. Gene Ontology annotation, cellular component: ciliary inversin compartment. The coding region runs from base 170 to 5215 and encodes 1681 amino acids.